GGGCCCCGCAGAGCGGAGCGCGGGCGGAGGGCAGGGCAGGGCGCGCAGCGGCGAGCGCGGGCGGCGGCCCCUCCGCACCAUGUACACCAUCAGCAAAGGGCCCAGCAAGCUGGUGGCGCAGCGCCGCACAGGUCCCCCGCAGCAGCAAGUGGACAGCCGGCUCGGCGAGCUCCUGAAAUGCCGGCAGCCCGCGCCACCGACCCCCCCGGCCCCGCGGGCGCAGCCGCCGGGACCCUGGCCCCUGUCGAGUUCGGGGCCAAGGCUUGUGUUUAACCGGGUGAACGGCCGGCGGCCCCCUGCCACGUCUCCGUCCCUUGAGGGAGCCCAAGAGACCUACACACUGGCCCAUGAGGAAAACGUCCGGUUUGUGUCCGAAGCUUGGCAGCAAGUGGAGCAGCAGCUGGGCAGUGGCCCCACUGGCCAUAGUGGGCCCAGGCCUGUGCAGUACGUGGAGAAGACCCCCAACCCCCGGCUGCAGAACUUUGUGCCCAUUGACCUGGACGAGUGGUGGGCGCAGCAGUUCCUGGCCAGGAUCACGAACUGCUCCUAGCUGCCUUGUGAGGAAUGCUGCCGUGCAGGGCUCAGCCCUGCCCAGGGGCAGACCCCUCGCCAGGAGAAGACCGUGGCGCCCCGUUUUGCCGCCGAGGCAGGCCGCGCUUCACCCCAAGUCUGGCCAGGAGCCGGCCACACCUGAAGUGCCAGCAUUCGGACUUUUGCACCUGCUGAGCCCCUGGACGAGCUGUGCCACGCUGCCGGGGGCCGAAUCUGACCUCAAUUCUGCUCACUGUGCCCAGGGACCAGCCCCUGCGGCCGGCAGGGAGGAGCUGUAGGCUAAUAAAGUUGAAAAACUGCC
Molecule: messenger RNA, 853 nt
Organism: Canis lupus familiaris (dog)
Lineage: Eukaryota; Metazoa; Chordata; Mammalia; Carnivora; Canidae
Gene: MCRIP2
Product: MAPK regulated corepressor interacting protein 2
Exons: 5
Coding region: 80-550 (156 amino acids)
Source: RefSeq, a predicted model, not a curated record